This is a messenger RNA of Amphibalanus amphitrite, 2571 nucleotides long. RefSeq names its product rho-associated protein kinase 2-like. The transcript is spliced from 6 exons. The record is from RefSeq and is a predicted model, not a curated record. Lineage: Eukaryota; Metazoa; Arthropoda; Thecostraca; Balanomorpha; Balanidae. The coding region runs from base 170 to 1540 and encodes 456 amino acids.
CGGGCGGGCCGGAGAGGGGUGUGCCGGACCACCCCACCCCACCCCUCCCCACGCCCCGGUCCGCUGUCCAUCUGCCGUCUCCGGCCGCUCCCCACGACCGGCACGCGCGGCCGGCGGCGCGGGGCGCGGCGGCGGCAGUUGCGGUCCGGCCGUCGAGCAGAGAGGAGCGAUGUCGUCCGCGGCGCUCCGGUGGUUGUGCGUGGCGGUGCUGGUGGCGGCGGUCAGCGGCGCCGCGGCCGACCCACAGCUGCGACAGCUGGUCAAGAUGCUGGCUACGCGGCUGGACACUCUGGAGCGGGACCGAGCUGAGGAUCGUGAGAGGGUGGCCCGCCUGGAGGGGCGGCUGACCACUGACCCAGGCCGGGUCACUGAGGGCGUGGCUAGGAUGCGUGCGGAGCUGCGUCAGCUCUCUGACCACAUCCGAACGCAGGCCACCGUCACUGAGAGCCUGCAGGAGAUGAGGUCCGAGAUAGACGGCAUCAGUGACGAGAUCCGUCGACUGAAGGAGGCCACCGAGAGCUCAGCGGCUCGUGCCGCGCACAGCUCGGACGCCGACAGCUCGCAGCAGACGGUCAUCAGCUGGUUGAAGGACAUGGUGACCAUGCUGAAGGGACAGGUGGCCGACCUGGCCGAGGGCUUCAACGUCACCCAGCUGCUGCAGCUACAGCAGAGUGCCGCGUCGCGCGCGACACUGCUGGAGACCGACGUCCGCUCGCUGGAGGAUUCCGUGCAGACGCUGAGGGCCCACCGACGCGCCGACGGCACCCAACUGGGCCAGCUGAAGACGGACCUGACCGAGCUGCUGGCCAAGGCGCAGGACAGGGAGAACACCUACGCCCAUCUGAUGGACGAGGUCUCAACUCUCCGUAAGGAGCUGCUGUUCGCCCCGGCCCAUAACACAACCGAGCCGACCGACGAGCCUGCUACCUGGCGGCCGCACCACUCGCGGCGGCGCCACCAUCGCCGCCACAGAGGGCACUCGGGUCGCGGCCCGUUCCAGCUGCGCGCCGUGGAGCAGAUCCUGGACGUGGUGUACCGACGACAGCAGGAGCUCGACUCGGAGCUGCAGGCGGCGCGCCGGAAUGUCAGCACCCUGCAGCAGUGGCGGACGGCGGCUGAGCAGCGCCAGGAGGAGCUGCUGGAGCGGACGGAGCGCGCCGACCGAGAGAGGCAGCAGCUGCAGUGGCAGCUGAACGUCACCUCCUGUCGGGACAGCGUGCGCGAGGUGCAGCAGUCGACCACUCGGCUGAUCCAGGAGGUGGAGCAGCUGGAGACCAAGGUGGAUGGACAGCUGGUGGAGGUUCGCCGUGACCUGGCGCAGCUCCAGGUCGGCUACGGCACCCUCCAGACGGCCGUGCGAGCCGUGGGCGACGAACAGAAACAGCUGCCGGCACUGAGCAGACAGAUGAAGCAGAAGAUGGCCGAGCUCUCUGAGCGUCAGGAUUUGGACCGCACCAGCCUACUGGAGCUACAGACUGACCUCCUGACGCUGGCCCUGGACCGACCAAGCAGUGACGGGCAGCACAAGGUGGCCAGAUGAGGCUGCCGUCGCCUCCGGGACGGGGAAAAGAGCGUGCUCUGCUAGUCAACGCGUCAAAUCGUGUGAUCCUGUACAUAGAUGGACUGAGCCGAUCGGCUUGACGGCGCGGUGGAUAGCUGCGAGUCGCACAGACAAAGGACAUGUCUGUUCGACCUUACGUGGGGUUGUGUCGGUUUACCAACAUACGAUAGACUGUCCGUCAGGGCUGACCGUGGGUGGGUAGAGCCGGCUCGAAUGACUCGCGAAUUACGGCAGACCGUUCGCCUGUCCGGUCGUGCGUGGGGUAGGGUCGGGCCUCGGCUCAUGGCACUAGGACCCACCGUCCGUCUGUCUGUCCGUCAGCCCGUUGGACAGCGUCGGUUCACAACUUGCCACAGUCGGGCAGACCGUGUGUCAAGUGUCUGUCCUGCUGACCUUGUGUGGGUUAGGUGUCGGCUCACGGCAGACUCACGGCAACCUGCACCGCGCGGCGGGUCGUAUGCCUGCCCCGACUGUGUGCCCUCGGCUGUGUGUCCACUCUCAGUAGAUCUCGGCUAAAUGUGUGAGGGUGGGGAACGCGGUGGUCUAGCUGUUCACCCACGAGCUUUGUGUAAAGACAGCCUCUGCGCUGGAGGGCUGCUACAGCCGUGAACGCGAUCGUUUACCCGAGAAGCCACUGUAAUGGCGACUGAAGUGUUUGUACAGUGUAUCUGAAUAAGUCAUCGCUCUUCCGAACACUUAGCUAGCAAGCUUUUCAGAGACUAAAUAGUAAGACUCGUCGAACGCUAUUGUGGAUACAUUUUAUCAUAUAUGCUGCAAAAAAAAAAUUUCCGAGCCAAACCUCGAAUCUUCAUAGAAUCAAGCGCGUAGGUGAGUGCUGUACUUACUAUAUAGCCUGAGAUUGAUGUCGAAACAUUUGCCAACUGGGGUUGUGAAUUAAAAAACAACGAAUCGUUUGGGAAAUUGUCAUGCCAUAAUGUUGUGUGACUGCGUGUGUGUUUAUACAUCGAAGAGUGAAAAGUGAAGACAAUACAUUUUGUAGAAUACAGAUA